Molecule: messenger RNA, 337 nt
Organism: Entrophospora candida
Lineage: Eukaryota; Fungi; Glomeromycota; Glomeromycetes; Entrophosporales; Entrophosporaceae
Source: the annotation of a GenBank genome assembly
AUGACAAAACUCAAUUCCAACAAUGAGAAAUUAACUCUUCCUAACUUGGGAAAAUGGACCAUAUAUUAUUAUGUUGUUUGGUUUGAUGAAAGACACAAUAAUAUUCUUAAUGAAUUGGAAGAUUUUGCAAAAGGAAAAGAUCCCUAUGAUCCUGAUAUAGCAGAACAAUUUAAUGAUGACCCACUAAAAUAUUGGAGUUAUAUGAGUGGUGGUGCUAAUAAAGAACUUCUUAAAGUUGCAAAAAAGAUUGAGGAAUCAGAAAUACAAGAAAGUGAAAUAAGCAAUGAAUCUUUUAUAGGAGACAUUGAAAAUGAGGUCCAAUGGAAUGCAGUGAUGG